Messenger RNA from Cyclospora cayetanensis, 1326 nucleotides. RefSeq lists its product as uncharacterized. The annotation marks the transcript as partial. Lineage: Eukaryota; Apicomplexa; Conoidasida; Eucoccidiorida; Eimeriidae. The record is from RefSeq and is a predicted model, not a curated record. The transcript is spliced from 7 exons.
GGCGUGCCUGCAGCGGCAGCAGCUGCUGCCUGCGGAAUAGACCCACAUGUUAUGACGAGCGUAGACAGAUUCGUGGACUCUUUGUGCCUUACCGAGGCUCUUCCUAAGAAAGGAGAGUCUCCGCUUGCCUCCAAGACACCCCCACCAGCUCUCUGGCAGCUGCUGCAAGGCGGAAAGCUGCUGAAGCGCCUAGUGGUUCCUGGAGAGGGGGAGGAUCGACCGCACCUGGAAUGCAACGCCACUUUAGACUUCUCGCUCUAUACCUUGCAUGGCCUUAAGCUGCUUGAUAAUCACCACAUGCAUGCGGAAUUCGUCGAGAUCCCUGUCGCGAACGCAGCUCGAGGAGUCCGUGAGGCUUUGAUGACAAUGCGCCACAACGAGAGAGCAGUGUACUUACUGCACCCUUCUCUCAGUCUGCCACAGGAUUUCCAAUUCAUUUUCCCCUACAAUGCCACGGCAGCCGCCAAGGAUCUGCAGCACCCCCCAAAAGAAGACGUGGAGCUCAUGGGGCCCCCCAGUCCACUAAACCCGAAGCUCACCGCGGAGCAGAAGGAACAGGAGAAGGCUCUACAGCAGCAGCUGCGCCUCCUGCGGGAGCUGCAGCAGCAGCACAUGCCACGGUACACGGAGAAGGACGUUGUAGAGCUCACGGGGAAAGAAUGGCUCAUGCUGGAUUUAACCCUCUGCAGCUUUUACGGGAGCGCCUCUCGCUGGUGGAGCAUUGGGCCUGAUGUGGAUCUGCAAAAGCAAUUUCCCACCGAAAUAAUCCCCGAAGGGCAGAGCCUGCACGACGUUGUGGAGGCCAAAACAGACAUGCUGAAGCAGAACAUCCACGAUGAGAUGGCUAGCAACCCCAGCAGUCCCUUGUGGGAAGAUCUAGAGGGGAACAUGACGCAGGCGCAUAAGGAGCGCCAGGCUGAGUAUCUCGCGAAUUUGGAGGGCGAUCAGCUCCCAGAAGAUCCGAGCAUCCUUGGAUCUCGCGGAUUUAACGAGCACCGGAUGAAGCAGACAGUCAAUGCAGGAGGCUACGAGGAAGGCCCCAGAAUGGAAGGCCUCUCUUCUGUGUAUGGCUGGCGAGAGACUGAGAGUGCCUUCGAAGUGGUUCUGCUCGUAAAGCCUGGAAUCCGCAAAGAGCACUUCGAGUUGCAGAUCACCCCGAAGACUUUUGCGCUAAACGUCUUGGGAACUCCUGUGCUAAAAGACUCAUUUCUCUACACCAUUGAUUCAGCCGCUGGCCCCUCAUGGGCCUUUACAGAAGCGGUGGGUAGGGGUCUACUGCUGCCCCCUGUGUGUGCUAGCAGCCACGAGGGCUCUCUGCCUCCUUGA